This is a messenger RNA of Vanessa tameamea, 689 nucleotides long. RefSeq lists its product as uncharacterized. The transcript has a single exon. NCBI's taxonomy places the organism in Eukaryota, Metazoa, Arthropoda, Insecta, Lepidoptera, Nymphalidae. Gene Ontology annotation, molecular function: protein-folding chaperone binding; Hsp90 protein binding. The record is from RefSeq and is a predicted model, not a curated record. The coding region runs from base 148 to 642 and encodes 164 amino acids. Gene Ontology annotation, biological process: chaperone-mediated protein complex assembly; protein folding. Gene Ontology annotation, cellular component: nucleus; cytosol.
UUUUCCAUAAAUGAAUUGGCGAGUCUGUGACUGGUCCUUAGAAUUUCAAUCAUCGCAAUUUGAAUCGUGAUAUCUAGUGUAGUUCGCGUUUGAUCAAUUUUUUCACGUGGUGAAUAUUUUGUGAGCUUUAAUUUGUGUGGGUAAAAAAUGUCGGGAGAUACACCAGUUCCUCCACCUGUAUUAUGGGCACAACGAAAGGAAGACAUUUUACUUACAUUUAGCGUCGAAUCCAAAGACCCAGCUAUUAAAAUAGAAAAAGACUCUGUUUAUUUUAAAGGCAUUAAUGUCCCAGAUAAAAAGGUCCACGAGGUAACAAUUCCAUUAUUCGAUGCCGUGGUUCCUGAAAACAGCGGCUUUGAAAAUAAAGGUCGCUGUAUAGAAAUGGUGCUGCGAAAAGAAAAGAAGGAUGCUCCUUAUUGGCCUUCAUUAACGAAAGACAAGAAAAAACCACAUUACCUUAAAAUAGACUUUAACAAAUGGAAAGAUGAAGAUGACGAAAACGAGGAUGGCGGUGGUAACGCUCAUGAUAUUGAGGAAAUGCUGCGGUCAAUGGGUGGCGGCGCCGGCGAUAAAGGCGAUAAGCCCUCAUUUGACGAUCUAGAAAGCGAUUCAGAUGAUGAAAACCUGCCUGAUCUUGAAUGAGAACUAUUGUAGUGCUAAUGAUUAUGUUUAAAUAUUCAGUACAUUAU